GCAGGUCAGGCACCAUACACAGAGGGAGACACGUUUGAAGAGAGUCCUUGGUUUUGGAAGAGUGACUUCCAUUCACUAAAAUAAUGUUCCUGAAAUGAAGAAGCUGGGGUUCAUUUCCACAACUGUGGGAAAAUGUUAACCAAUGAAAGAGCCCAUUUUUGGUCAGGAAGGAUUUCACGAAGUAAGUCUGAGGGAAAUUUAUGUGACAUGGAAGAUCAAAAAUCCUCAAGAAAUUUCCAUAUUACAGAAUGUCCAGACCCAGGAUUUCUUCUCAAUUGGCCAGAUGCUUUCACCUGUCAUGGCAAUAGUGCUUCCAAAAUUACAAAUCCAUUCUGGAAUGAAUUGUCUGCUUCUAACCCAUUUUUGGAUGACAUAACUCAGCUAAGAAAUAACCAGAAGAGAGACAAUAUUUCCAUCUUGAAGGAAGAUCCUUUUCUCUUUUUUAGAGAAAUAGAAAUCGGAAAUUCUUUUGAUUCCUCUGGCGAUGAACUGGAUGUGCAUCAGUUGCUUAGGCAGUCUUCCCCACGGAAAGCUGGAAGAUCUAAAAGUGUUUCAGAACUUUUGGACGUUUUAGAUGACACAGCACAUGCCCAUCAGAAUAUACAUAACUCUGACCAGAUACUAGAACAAGACUUAGAAUGGCUUCAGAAUGACAGAGAGGCUUAUAAAAUGGCUUGGUUAAGUCAGCGCCAGCUGGCCCGUUCCUGCCUGGAUUUGAAUAUAAUUAGUCAGAGUCCUGGAUGGGCCCAAACACAAGUUGCAGAGAUUGUGACAGUUUGUAAAUUAAGCCACCAAGGAGGAUCAGUACAAUUACCUGAAUCAGAUAUCACUGUUCAUGUACCCCAAGGCCAUGUAGCUGUGGGAGAAUUCCAAGAGGUAUCUCUAAGGGCUUUUCUUGAACCUCCACAAACGCUUAACCAUGAUCUUUCAUGCACCGUAAGCCCACUAUUGGAAAUCAUGUUAGGCAACCUUAACACAAUGGAAGCCAUUUUGCUGGAGAUGAAAAUAGGGGCUGAAGUGAGAAAGGAUCCUUUCAGCCAAGUCAUGACAGAAAUGGUAUGUUUACACAGCUUGCGUAAAGAAGGCCCUUUCAAAGUGUUAAACAACUGCUAUAUUUAUGAAGACAUUAUUCAAGUCAAGCUAAUAGACUUGAGCCAGGUGAUGUAUCUAGUGGUUGCUGCACAAAUUAAAGCUACUCAGUCACCAGCUGCCACCAUUUGGGAUUGUAUCCACAAAACCACGUCAGUUGGAAUUUAUGGGCCCAGAUAUAUUCAUCCCAGUUUCACUGCUAUUUUUAUAGUUUGUGGACACAGUUAUAUGCCAGGAAAGCUUACAAUCUCUGAUAUUAAGAAGGGUGGUAAAAACACAUCUCCGGUUGUGUUUCAGCUUUGGGGGAAGCAUUCAUUCUUCCUUGACAAGCCACAAGAUUUAAAUGUUUCUGUUUUUUCAUGUGAUCCUGAUUUUGAAGUGAAGGCAGAAGGAGAAAGGAAAGAAAUUAAACAAAAGCAGUUGCAAGCAGGUGAAGUAGUUAAUCAACAAUUUUUAUUUUCCUUAGUUGACUCCAGAGAAAUGCACUUGUUUGUUUUCCGUGUUCAGGUGGAGCCUCCCAAUGGUAGAGCACUUACACAGUUCUUUAUCACUACACCUGAUCCAGCUCCUAGCCUAAAAAGGCUCUCAAAUCUGCCAGGUAAUUGGCAGGAAGAGAAGAAAAUCAGGUCUGCUCCAUUGUUACCAACUGUGUGUGUUAAAUAUCCCACAUUUCAGGACAAAAAAAUGAACUUCACCAACUAUGGGGUAACCUUGAAGACAGUGCUAAGACAAAAAAAGAUUGACUACUUACUUGAAUAUUUCAAAGGGGACACAGUAGCUCUUCUUGGAGAGGGUAAGGUAAAAGCUAUUGGGCAGUCCAAAGUGAAAGAAUGGUAUGUGGGAAUCUUGAGAGGUAAGGUUGGACUUAUACAUUGCAAAAAUAUCAAGGUGAUUGCCAAGGAACAAGUAAUAUCUAUGUCAGAUAAUGUCUUCACAACCAGAAAUCUUCUUGAACAAAUUACCCUACCCUUUAAAAAACUGACGUACAUCUACUCAGUUGUAUUGACCUUGGUGUCAGAAAAAGUUUACGAUUGGAAAGCUUUAGCCGAUGUCUUGGGUUACUCACAUCUGGCACUAGAAGAUUUUGAUCAAAUACAAGCAGACAAAGAAUCGGAAAAGGUUUCCUAUAUUGUAAAGAAGUUAAAGGAAGAUUGCCAUGCAGCUAGACACGCCAGGAGGUUUCUUUAUGAACUUAUUGUGGCUCUGCUGAAGAUGGAUUGCCAAGGGUUAGUAGCACAGCUCAUCCAAGAGGCUGCUAUUCUGACAUCAGCUGUCAAACUUGGAAAAGGCUGGAGGGAACUAGCUGAAAAGUUAGUGCGACUCACAAAGCAACAGAUGGAGGCAUAUGAAAUUCCUCAUCGAGGAAAAGCUGGAGGUAUUGCUGUUGAGAUGAUGUGGAAACCUGCUUAUGAUUUUCUCUAUACUUGGGGUGCUCACUAUGGAAAUAGCUACAGAGACGUGUUACAAGACCUUCAAUCGGCUUUGGACAGAAUGAAAAACCCUGUGACCAAGCAGUGGCGAGACUUAACUGGAGCUUUAAUACUGAUACAUUCCUUAGAGUUUUUGAGAGCAACUGCAUUCUCUACUUCUGAGGAAGUAUAGGGUAUGUUUUGGGGAAGAGGGAGAAUGGUAGGAGGGAAAUGGAGUGCGUGUGUGUGUAUGUGUGUGUGUGCAUGUGGUGUGUGCACACACGCGUACAUAAAGAAUCUCAGAAAAGUAUUACUUUUUUUUCAUUUGUCAAAAAGUAUUUUUUCCUGGUGAAAGCACAGCUUAACACAAAGUCCAAGGAUACAUUUUAUAAUUAAACAUGUAAUUUUAUAUGUUUCAAAUGCAAACAUUAAGCCAUUUUGUUGUUGAGAAAGGACAAUAAAACCUUGCCCCUUUCAAAGUUGCUUUAAUUUCUUUAAGUCAAAACAAAUGGCUGUUAGCAUAAUUACCUCACACAGUUACCUAGAUAAACUAGAGGCUCCCAGUGUGAACACUGGAGUUUUACUUGUAGCAGGUCUAGAGAGAGGAGAAGCAAACACAUACUCUGUGCACAGGCACAGAGCCACAAGCUUUCUAUAUUCCAUCUCUUUUAUUUAUUAGUGGAGUUUGCUAACAUUAUUCCCUAUUUUCAUCUGAAAAGACUAAGGACUGGUGAGGACACUCAGGGCAAAUAUCCAAUGGGAAAUAAGUUUUCUGUCUGCAAAAUCUGGUUUUAUUAUUUUUUUAAACAUAGCACAUAGCAAAAUAGUAAAAAACUAAAAAUGCACAUUAAAACUUAUAGGGACAUAGUAGCAACUUCAUUUUAAGUGAAACUUGCUGCACUUUUCCACCAUCUAUUGAAAGACUGCCAGAAAAAAAAAAUAUGACUGAUCAUCAGAAAUCUGUUGUUUGCAUCCAUGGACUAGAGUUUUCACCAUCUUCCUUCCCCUGGCAUCUUGGGACAUAGCUAACCCUGCCUAACUUGGAUUUUUUCUUCAGGAUCAUUGUGCAGAGUAGUUCUUUAACUCUCAGGGAUUUUUAAU
Messenger RNA from Lynx canadensis (Canada lynx), 3599 nucleotides. It is a transcript of the gene MACC1, whose product is annotated as MET transcriptional regulator MACC1. Gene Ontology annotation, cellular component: cytoplasm. The record is from RefSeq and is a predicted model, not a curated record. The transcript has 5 exons. Bases 133 to 2691 code for a protein of 852 amino acids. Lineage: Eukaryota; Metazoa; Chordata; Mammalia; Carnivora; Felidae.